Messenger RNA from Dipodomys spectabilis (banner-tailed kangaroo rat), 1857 nucleotides. Its product is annotated as T-cell surface glycoprotein CD1e, membrane-associated-like. Gene Ontology annotation, cellular component: external side of plasma membrane. Gene Ontology annotation, molecular function: exogenous lipid antigen binding; endogenous lipid antigen binding; lipopeptide binding. The transcript is spliced from 6 exons. NCBI's taxonomy places the organism in Eukaryota, Metazoa, Chordata, Mammalia, Rodentia, Heteromyidae. The coding region runs from base 111 to 1280 and encodes 389 amino acids. The record is from RefSeq and is a predicted model, not a curated record. Gene Ontology annotation, biological process: antigen processing and presentation, endogenous lipid antigen via MHC class Ib; antigen processing and presentation, exogenous lipid antigen via MHC class Ib; immune response.
AGGGUAGUGUGUGCUUCAAAGGAAGACAGAAGAGAGUAUGAGAACGAGCAGGGAGGGAGCUGAUAUCUGAAUUCCAAGGGCCAUUUUCUGGCCAAGACAUCAAAGCUUCAAUGCUGUUCUUGUUCCUCCUGCUCUUCAAGGCACUUGUCUGGACCGGAGAAAGCACGGCUGCAUCCCAGACUCUGGAAUGGCAUCAUUCAACACCAGCAGAGCCCCUGACCUUCAGAAUAGUCCACAUCACCUCCUUUGCCAACCACAGUUGGGAGCACACCCAACUUUCAGCCUGGCUUGGUGAGCUGCAGACUCAUGCCUGGGACAAUGUCUCGGACACCAUUAGGUUUGAGAAGCCCUGGUCCCAUGCAUAUUUCAGCAAGGAGCAGUGGAAGAAGCUGCAGGCGCUGUUCCAGUUGUUUAUCCAUGGCUUCCCCCGGGAAGUGCAGAACUUUGCCAGCCAAUUUCAGUUUGAUUACCCGUUUGUGCUCCAGAUAUCUAGUGGGUGCACCAUGCAACCUGGGAAAGCCUACAAGAGCUUCUUAAAUGGAGCCUACCAGGGAUUAGAUCUCCUGAGUUUCCAAGGAAGUUCCUGGGAGCCAGCUCCAGGCUCAGGAAGGCGGGGUCAGAAUGUCUGCAGAGUGCUCAACCAAUACUUAAUCGUUAAGGAAAUAGUGCAUACCCUUCUCAGUGACUCCUGCCCCCGGUUUCUGGCAGGUCUUCUCGAAGCAGGGAAGUCAGAACUGGAGCUGCAAGUGAAGCCUGAAGUCUGGCUGUCCAGUGGCCCCAGUCCUGGGCCUGGCCAUCUGCAGCUGGUGUGUCACGUCUCUGGCUUCCAUCCAAAGCCUGUGUGGGUGAUGUGGAUGCGAGGAGAUCAAGAGCAAGCAGGCACUCGCCACAGUGAUAUCCUUCCCAAUGCGGAUGAGACCUGGUACCUGAGAGCAACCCUGGAUGUGGCAGCUGGGCAGACAGCUGGACUAUCUUGUCGAGUGAAACACAGCAGUCUAGGAGGCCACGACAUAGUUAUCCAUUGGGCAGGUGGACACUCCCUCCUCCCGACACUAAUGUGUCUGACUGUCGUAGUUGCCCUGGCCAUGGUCAUACUGCAAGCAUGUUGGAGAAAGCAAAGCUCAAAUAAGAGCGCUCUCUACCCCUACAUGCCCAACUCUGCCUUUCCUAUGGAAGCCAAGGCCCAGGACCCCAAGAGUCCAGCCCAUCAGCUCUACUUGGCACAAGAAUCAUGGAUCAAAGCCAGAAUCCGGAUGUGGAAAAUAAGCUUGAAUCAAUGAUGGUGACAUGUAUUUAUCUUACUUGCAAAAUUCUUGAAUAAGGUGUAAGGCUACUAAAGAAAAUAGAAUUUUAUUUAAGUUGCUUAUUCUGGCAGCUGCCAAUGGAGGGGGGAAUCUGUGCUUUUCAUCUUCUACAAUUUCUUUUCUGCUUUGAUCACAAGUUCAUUAUCACCAAUCCUUCAGGACUGAACUCAGAUGUUUCUUUCUCAUGGGCACUGCACAGAAUUGUCCAACUAAAAGCUCUUCUUUUAAAAUUAGAUCUUUAUCAACAGUUCCCUCAACCUCCUCUAAUCAUAGUGAGUUCAUGCUCUUCUCUUCCUCUCAAUUGCUUGAAAGUAGGCCUUGCAUGCACAUACCUGUGCAGGCAGGGACACAUACUUUGAGGAUACACCUAGGUUUAAUGCUCUACUGUGGCCAUCUUGUAUUGCAUCAUUUUCUAACAAGUGAUGGUGCAUUAUGGUUUUGCCCCAGUCCUCAUAAAUUGUGGUGUUAAUUCUGCUUGAAUGUAAUAGUUUUCAAUAAAUUCUGACUGAAUUCUGUGUAUUAGUAAAGUGAUUCUGCUUACUCUACUACCUUA